This is a messenger RNA of Aspergillus pseudotamarii, 399 nucleotides long. RefSeq names its product VOC family protein. The transcript is spliced from 2 exons. NCBI's taxonomy places the organism in Eukaryota, Fungi, Ascomycota, Eurotiomycetes, Eurotiales, Aspergillaceae. The coding region runs from base 1 to 399 and encodes 132 amino acids. The record is from RefSeq and is a predicted model, not a curated record.
AUGGCAAUCGAUCACACGACUCUUUUUGUACCCGAAGACAAAUUCCAAGAAUGCCUCAACUUCUACCUUGAAGCACUCAAGCCCCUUGGCUACCAAGUUCGCCAUCAAUUCGGCGAGUUCGUCGUUGGCCUUGGGUCGGUCAACGAAGACUCGGACAGUUACAAACGUGCCGACUUCUGGGUCUUUGGAUCGAAGACAGUACCUGAACGGCCUGCUCAUAUCGCAUUCACCUGCCACAAUCAUACUUCUGUUGACGCUUUCUAUGCCGCGGCGAUUAAAGCCGGUGGCAAGGACAAUGGCCCUCCGGGGUUGCGAUCGUUCUACCAUCCCAAGUAUCACGCUGCCUUUGUGCUAGAUCCCGCAGGGAACAAUAUCGAGGCUGUCGAUCAUGGUGUUUAG